GCGAUAUAGAAACCCUAGAAAUAAUCAGUCCUCGCUUACGUAAUAACGAACUUUUGUUCAAAACUCCCAACUUGCCAAAACCCAAAAAAAAAUUUGGAAGUAAAUUCAUCGAGCUUUGAUCUCGUCGACUUUUAUUUCUCUACGGUACUGAAGAGAAAGAGAUCCUGUUUGAGAAAGAUACAGAAUGGGGGUCAAACGCAAGCAUCAGUCUACAGAAUCAUCAAAGGUAGACGCUAAAAAGCGUGGUGUCAGCACGAGCAGCAAACCACCCAGCAACGAGAGCAAAACAUCUCAGAGCAGCGAUGACGAAGAGGAAUACCUCGACGCGAGCAAUCUUCACUGGAAGCCGGUGACGCUUCCGGACAGGGUUGGCGAUAUGGAGGGAUUGAUGGGGUUUGAGGAGAUUGACGGUGUCGCUAUUGAGUACGAAAAUACUGUUGGCGGGAAGGAGAAAAUCGUCAAGUUCAAGAAGGUGAAACCGCAGGCUGUGAAGAGUGCUGCGGAGGCAAGCACGACAGCGGAAGGAGAUGAGGAAAAGAUUGAGAAAGUACCGGAAUUGAGCAAGGAAGAGUUAGAGCGAAAACUUGCGCGGAAGAAAAUGCACAAAGAGCGAGAUCAACGCAAAAAGGAACGCAAGAAAGCAGCCGCCAAAGCAGCAUCCGCGGCGGCGGCGGAGACAAACACGUUCGAAGCUCUAGGCGAACUCGAGGACACCGAGAUGCCUGCUUGGCAAGAAGUAUAUCCGCUCUCAGAGUCCUUGCUGCAUGGCUUGAAAGAUCUCGGAUUUUCGGCGCCGACGGAGAUUCAGCGACAGGCACUCCCGCUGAUUCUAGAGGGUCAUGAUGUGGUUGGAAAAGCUGCGACUGGUUCCGGAAAAACGUUGGCUUUCGGUCUUGCGAUUCUCGAAAAGUACUUAUCGUCAAGCGCGGCUUCGACCGACAAGAAGGAAUUGACGUUUAAAACUGCGCCGGCGCCAGCGGCGUUGAUCCUGGCUCCCACGCGCGAGCUGGUUCAGCAGAUCAGUGAACACAUAACGAAGGCGUCAAAGUAUACCACGGCGAACAUCAUGAUGGUCACCGGUGGUCUUGCGAUCCAAAAGCAGAAGCGACAUUUGAGUUAUUUCCCGGAUGUCGUUGUCGCUACGCCCGGCCGAUUGCACGAGUUGAUGACUUCUGACUCUGAGGGAUUGAUCGGCUGGCUUGCUGGUGUUGAGACUCUUGUGCUCGAUGAAGCGGAUCGGUUGUUGCAGGACGGUCAUUUCAAGGAGCUGAACGAGAUUCUCGACAUGAUCGGCCAGAACAGAGGAAAAGACGGCGCCGAAGAGUCCGAGACGGAAAGUGAAGAGGAAGAAGACGACAAUCAGACCGAUAAGAAGUCGUCAAACCAGAAGAAGAAGCGCGCAAAGAAUUACAGACAAACACUAGUUUUCUCCGCUACUUUUGCAAAGGACCUGACGAGGAAGUUAUCCGGUCCCAAGAAAGCAUCAAACGGGAAGAAGAAGCGGACGAAAUUUGUCAGCAAUACGAUCGAAGGCGAGGAGAAUACUAUGGCGUAUUUGCUCGAUAAGCUGAAUUUCAGAGAAGGCACGCCUACGUAUGUCGAUGUUAAUCCUGACGAAGCUGUGAAGAGCGAGAUCAUCGAGGGUGUCAUGAUGUGCGAUGCUAUGCAGAAGGACGUCUUCCUCUACUUUUUCCUCCUCAAGUAUCCCGGCCGCACGAUCGUCUUUGUGAACUCGAUUGACGCUGUGAAACGCAUCGCCCGUUUCCUGCAAGAACUACAAGUUCCAGCCGUCGCCUUCCACUCCCACAUGAUUCAAAAACAACGUCUCCGCACGAUCGAACGGUUCAAAGAGAAUUCUCACGGAAUCCUGAUCUCGACCGACGUCGCUGCUCGAGGUCUCGAUAUCCCUCACGUCAAGCACGUGCUUCAUUACCAUCUCCCCCGAUCGGCUGAUAUGUACGUUCACAGAUCGGGCCGAACAGCUCGCGGAACUGACUCCGGUGUCGCUAUGAUUCUCUGCGCAACAAACGAGUUUGCGCAGCUGAAAAACAUGGCGGUGAAACUGGGCAAGAAAGUGAAGGAUUUCAAAACAUUCGAGGUCGAACCGUUCGUGGUCAAGCAGCUUGCCGAGCGCGUGCAUAUCGCGACCGACAUUACAAAGUUGGAAACACAGCUUGCUACUGGUGGUAACCAGCUCGGAAAAGGACACAAGAAUGGGAAGAACGGAGGGUCAGGGUCCGGAGCUGAUAUGUCGCUCUUGCGACAAGGCGCGGAAGAUCUUGGACUCGACAUGUCUGAGGCGGAGGAUAUUCUCGCCAGCAGCGACGACGACGACGAAGAUGAUUACAAAGGUCAUAAAGGCAAGAAGAACGGAGACGCAGAUUCACAAGCCGAAGGCACAAACAAGCAGCGCGAAAGACAGCGAGCUGAGCUCCAGAGUCUACGACAACAGCUCAAAGGUCUCGUCGCGACGCCGGUCAUGACAGGUCUCAUGCGCUCACGAAGCUACAUCACCAGUGGCGUGGUAAACAUUGCGCAGCAGAUGGUUGAUGGAUCUGCGCAUAAGACGUUCUUGGGGCAGACUAAUACUACGGCUUUGGAAGACGUUGCGAAAAGUAAGAGGCAGAGAAAGAAGCAUGUUAUCAAGGAAGUUUAGAUCUUUGCUAAGAUAGAAGUUAUAACCAUUAUAUAUUUGAGUUACAAUACAUGAUAAGAACUUUUCCACACCUCUUCCACCAAAAUAAGAGGCAACAACCUACCGAUUACGAGCAAAACAAAUGACAUGAAGAUAAAUGAAAAACACCGGUAAGCCAAAUGAUCAUCAAAACCCUAAAUUAUCAAACU
Messenger RNA from Myxozyma melibiosi, 2844 nucleotides. Its product is annotated as putative ATP dependent RNA helicase. The record is from RefSeq and is a predicted model, not a curated record. Bases 185 to 2656 code for a protein of 823 amino acids. The transcript is spliced from 2 exons. Gene Ontology annotation, molecular function: RNA helicase activity; nucleic acid binding; ATP binding. Lineage: Eukaryota; Fungi; Ascomycota; Lipomycetes; Lipomycetales; Lipomycetaceae.